Molecule: messenger RNA, 937 nt
Organism: Salarias fasciatus (jewelled blenny)
Lineage: Eukaryota; Metazoa; Chordata; Actinopteri; Blenniiformes; Blenniidae
Exons: 8
Coding region: 43-933 (296 amino acids)
Biological process (GO): cell adhesion
Cellular component (GO): plasma membrane
Molecular function (GO): sialic acid binding
Source: RefSeq, a predicted model, not a curated record
GUUUCUCCGGGUCUCUCUCACCGUCGGUGCUUCAUUCAGUAAAUGUUGGAUAGUUUGACUCUGGAAGAGUUGGAUUCGAUGCAGCUGCCACUGUUGAUUUAUUUUAGCCUCAUUUUGAUUGUAGUCUCAAAGGAUCAGAACUCAAAAGAUCCAGAAUGGAUUAUUGAUGUCAAACCCAGUAUUGAAGGACCGUCAGGUUCAACCAUCACCGUACAGUGCUCGUUUUCCUACCCAGAGAGGUACCGCUCCAGCGAUGUUCAGGUUUACUGGAAAAAGCGCGGGACAAGCAUCUGCAGUGAGAGUGACAACGACAAAAGGGCGUUCGUUUAUCACCCCAACAGCACAUGUGUGCACGACGAUUACAAAGGAAAGACGGAGCUCACCGGAGAUCAGAACCAAGGGAACUGCUCGCUCAAGAUUCAGAAUGUCAGUAAAAAUGAGCCGAUGAUCUACUUAAGAAUUUCCGUCAGGAAUGAAAACUACAGUUUCUUCAGCAGCCCCGUCUCCAUUUCAGUAACUGGUAAUACAGCAGUGGACACAAGAUAUCCAACAGGUCCAGAAUUUCUCCCAACUGAAUCCAGUGAAGCUGCUGCGACUGGGGAGCCUCCACAGGACUCCAAAAUAAUGUAUAUGGCCACUUUCAUACCAGUUAUUGUGGUCAUUCUUAUAGUUGCUGUCAUUUUAUUCACCGUGAAAUGCAAAAGGUCUCAGGCUUUCACCAGAGAGGAGUCUAAGUAUUAUGCAAACUUCAGCAGAACCUCGUCAGACACAACCCAAAGGAAGUCAUCUGGCAUGAACGUCGAACAGACGCUGACUGAACAAAAAGUCAUCGAUGAACCCGUUUACAUCAAUCUCCAGGCCCCAACUACUGAAAUGCAGCAAGACACAGAUCACAAUGACCAUGUUUAUGGAAAUGUAGACUAUUCAAAAUAGUCAU